Umbelopsis ramanniana AG is the source of this 1497-nucleotide messenger RNA. RefSeq lists its product as uncharacterized. Gene Ontology annotation, molecular function: transcription coregulator activity. NCBI's taxonomy places the organism in Eukaryota, Fungi, Mucoromycota, Umbelopsidomycetes, Umbelopsidales, Umbelopsidaceae. The coding region runs from base 211 to 1407 and encodes 398 amino acids. The transcript is spliced from 6 exons. Gene Ontology annotation, cellular component: nucleus; Z disc. The record is from RefSeq and is a predicted model, not a curated record.
GAAAAUGAUGCUCCUUGACAAUCAUCCAAACCCCCCGUCUUUUCCGUAUCUCACUUUGAUGGCCAAGAUAACGGCAGCACACUCAAAGCCUUACCGCUGCAACGUGGCCCCAAAGGAACCAUGUGAUAUCCAGUUUGUGCUUGAUGAGCCCAUUUUGGGCCAUACCUUCACCCGAUAUGCUUAUCCAAUCAGAAAUUUCCCCUGGCGAUAAUGGGUCAAGUUUUGGCGUGGAUUGAAACUCUUUACGCCCAAGUAGCUACGCUGCCUGGUCAAAACGUAAAGGUAGCAGACACCAUACGCGCGCAUAUAAAGUCUCCCAUCAUGUCGGCAAUUUUUUUUUCUGGUUUUAACACUAAUUCUAUGGGUUACUGUAAACGUUGUGGUGACUUGAAUACCAGCGCGAAGUGCAGAAAAUGCGGUGGUCCAGUUAUGUCCCGUACGUUGCAUCAUACCGGAGACCAACCUGUGGUUGACCGUUGGAAGUCCCGGUACAUGGAUAGCAUCAACGGUUCGGAAAAGCUGAAUGUAGACUCACCCAGUGUCCUCAGCACAAAAGGAUCGUUAUCGAUGCCAACGAAAAACAUCAAUUAUUUCCACCAACUUCGCCGUAACGCUCAUACCACUGCUAUUAGUCCUAUGCCUAUAACCUCAAAAUCAACUCGCCCUCAACCAUUCGUGGCUUCCACAUGGUCCGAUACCACCGGUGGUGACUGCAAGCACUGUGAACGAAAGAUUGUCGAUCGCAGUCUCACCCUUAGCACAGGAGCUACGUAUCAUCCCGGUUGUCUAUUAUGCCAGCAAUGCAGCAAGGUGGUGACUGAUAACGCAUUCACCCUGCUUGAUAGCAAAGUCUAUCACCAUCAGUGUGCGCCAACAAGAGCUCAUCAUUGUAACAAAUGCAGCCAACCCUUUCAGAAUGUGUAUCUAAAUGUCAAUCAUGCCAAAUACCAUGUUGAGUGCUUUGGAUGUACGAGCUGUAGAAAAGCACUACCUCCGUCAUGUUUGUAUAUGGAAAUGGCCAAGUCACCGUAUUGCAAAUCUUGCGCCGGGAAUAAAUUUGCCGACGAUGGCAGCGCCACAAUGAAAGUCGUGCCACUGCCUGUAUCGAUUAUGCCACCCGUCAUUUCAAGUGACGACGUCAAACCUUCCUCUCUUUUUACCUCUCGAGCACGACCCCUCCCUCGAUUUGGCGGAUCCAAAACCUGCCCGGCAUGUCAUCAAACCAUCAAUUUACUUGAAGAGAAAAAUGGCCCUAUGGCCUCCAAAUGGCACAAAAAAUGCCUAAAGUGCGAAGCUUGCAGCAAAGCACUCGAUUCUUCGGCCAUUAUGAAAGACAAUGGCAAAUUCACCUCAUUGUAUAAUCGAGUGGAACCUACCAGCCAGCAAAAAGUAGGCCAAAUGGUCUGAAUGCCCAGCAUUUUUUCGCAGUUCUGGCGCAAAUGUCCGCUGACCACGUGUUUCGUCUGGGCCCAAUUCAGUCUUGGCCUUUCUGUAAAA